Molecule: messenger RNA, 2289 nt
Organism: Verticillium dahliae VdLs.17
Lineage: Eukaryota; Fungi; Ascomycota; Sordariomycetes; Glomerellales; Plectosphaerellaceae
Product: Chap1
Exons: 3
Coding region: 538-2289 (583 amino acids)
Cellular component (GO): RNA polymerase II transcription regulator complex
Molecular function (GO): DNA-binding transcription activator activity, RNA polymerase II-specific; transcription cis-regulatory region binding
Source: RefSeq, a predicted model, not a curated record
CCCCCCAAGCACCAGCCCAACCGUACGCCGAAUCUUGUCGAAUCUGGACGUGCAGAAUCCAGAGGCAGGUCGACAAAUCUGUCCUCGUUCCUCCCUUAGUCCUCCCGCGCGCCCAGGCAGACAUCUGCACCUCAAAGGCAUCCAUAUCCAUCCCCCCCACCUGGACCCUUCUUUGCCUCCGUCACCUCUCCAAACCGCGACUUGCACCCAACAUUUGCAUCAAGUAUUCCGACCGUCAAGCAUAUUUCUCAUCGUAGAAAUUGCCGGGCUUCCAUACAGUCAAAGUCUACGGCACAUCUCAAUUGUGGACACCUCCAUCACACCUGGUUUCUGCGAUUUUAUUGACCUGAGUGGCUGCUCACUGAGUCACUUCACACAACCCGAUCAUCGUCAAUUCUGUCGCCGUUUGGUCCUGCCUUUUCUGGCUCCAGACGGCCCAGUCUUCUUUGCGCGUCGUCGCACAAGCAUUGCAUUGAAAACUUGACCCCCGUCACUACCACGCCUAUACACCACCGUCCAUUCCUCUCAAGAGACGCGAUGGCUUCGACCAACGCUCAAGCGGGGUCAAACAACCUCUUCCUGACUCCGCAACAACAGAGCCUUCUCUUCGCCGCUCUCAACUCCAACAAGCAAGCGUCUUAUCCCUCGCCUGUUGUCAAACACGUGUCCGAGUCACCCACCUCUCUUCAAACAUCCCCCAAUCAAGGUGCCGGAAUCAAACGUUCCACUGAUACUCCCUAUCUCGACAAUUACGACUAUGACUUUGGCGACUCGAGCUUCGACUUUGAAUUCGCGGACACCAGCCAGGCUUCCAUGAUUGGCGACUUGCCUAACCUGGCCAAGACAGGUGGCAACGAGGGCGAGUCUUCGGACAAGCGGGCUCACCCUGACGAUGACGACGACGACGACGAAUCUCCUGGCAAUGACGCCAAGAGACGUGAGAGCACGGAGAAGGUUGCGAAGAAGCCCGGGCGCAAGCCUCUGACUUCAGAGCCCAGUUCGAAGAGAAAGGCUCAAAACCGAGCUGCCCAGCGAGCCUUCCGUGAACGCAAGGAGAAGCAUCUCAAAGACCUCGAGGACAAGGUCGAUGAGCUUCAGAAAGCGUCCGAGGCAGCCAACAACGAGAACUCUGUACUUCGCUCCCAAGUCGACAAGAUGACGUCUGAGUUGGCUGAGUACAAGAAUCGCUUCGCCGCCAUGAACAGCCGAUCUCUCUCACAGAACAAGACGACUGGUCUUGGUUUCGGCGCGCCUGCCCUUGGCAACUUGAAUGAUGUGAACUUCCAAUUUGAAUUCCCCAAGUUCGGCGUCUUGCCCGGACCACCGGCUGCUACCAAGGCCUCUCCCCAAAACUCGACUGCAUCGGUUUCGCCUCACCAAUCUUCUGCCCGCAAGCCUAUGAGCCCGCCUCAAUCAAAGUCGAGCAGCGAAAGUCCUCUUGGCGUUGGUUCCGAUCUCAAUGCACUGCCCAAGGAUGACAUUUCCAGCUUUUCGUCUUUCUUCAACCCUGCCAUCACACGGGGCUCCAUGUCAACAUCGCGCGCUAGCGUUGAUUCCAACCCAUACAGCUUCAACAAUGGCACCGCUACCAGCUCUCCAUCAUCAUCAACGCAGUCGAACGCUGGCCCCAGUUCGUCAUGCGGGACAUCUCCUGAGCCGUUCACCCAGUCGCCUAUGGGCUUCAAACCUGUUGAAACCAUGACGACCAUUGGCGAAGAGCAGACAGCAUUGACCACAGAUCAGAACAACAACAGCAGCAACAGCAACUUUGGCCACUUCGCGAGUGUUGACAACAUCAGCUUUGACUGGCUUGCUCAGCAAAACGGUGGUCAAUUCGACCCCCAACUUUUCGGUGAUUACCGCGAUACACAAAAUACUGUGCUUCCUACGGCAACGUUUGACGAUAGUUUCUUUAAUGAUGCUCUCGACACGGAUUUCUUCAUGCCAUACAACAUGGCCCCAAGCCCGGCUGUUUCGAAGAAGAGCAACAACUUGAUCGAUCAGAUUGACGCGGCGAACAAUGCCGACGAUGAGGUGGCCAAGCCUGAUCAGAUCGAAACAAACUACGGUUGCACCAAGGUUUGGGAACGACUACAGAACUGUCCCAAGGUUCAGAACGGCGAAUUUGACCUCGAUGAUCUUUGCUCCGAGUUGCAGAAGAAGGCCAAGUGCUCCGGCCAAGGUCCCGUCGUCUCGGAAACAGACUUCCAGAAAGUGGUUCAGAAAUGGAUGGGCAAGGAUGCGGCAUGUGUCGACCCCCCUGCGCCCGUCAACGCCAGCCAGCAUUGA